GGGCUGGGGGGGCGCGUGUGCGUACGGGCCGAUCCUCGCGCUCAAAAUGGCGCAACUGAGCUGCGGCGGUCUCCGCGUUUCCGUGGCGGCGGCUGCGGCCACAGCGGCCGUAGCUGCCGCAGGCGGCCAGGGCCACGGCCACGGAGUCGGCAGUGUCGGUAGCGGAGCAGGAGGAGGAGGCGGCGGCAGCGUUAAUAGCAGCGGUGGCGGCGGUGGUGUUAGUAUCGGCGGUAGUAGCGGUGGUGGUGGUGGAGGCGGAGUGGCCCCCUCGGCGCUUGGCCCCGCGAAGCGCAAACGCGCGCACCACGACUACAAGAAGCUGAGCAAGGCGGGAUACCUGGACAACAACAACAGCAGCGGCGGCGGUAGCAGCAAUAGCAGCAGCAGCGGCGGCAGCAGCAGUAACAACAACAACAACACGAAUAACAACAACAACAGCAGCAGCAGCAACGGCGCCUUGCUGACAGCGGUGGUGGCGGCAGCGAGCGCCGAGGCAGACGCGGGCGGCGCCACGGGGCCGCUGGGCGCUAUCAAGCAGCAACAGCAGCAGCAGAAGGCGAAGAGGAAGAGGGAGGCGACGGAGAAGCCCCACAGGGUAGUGAAGGACGGCGGCGGAGAUCCACAACCACCACCGCCGCCACCACCACCGCGGCCACAGCACAAACUUAAAGGAGAAUUGAGGGGCGAGAAGAAGCCCAGCCCCAUGCUGGAGGAGCAUCACCACCACCACCACAAGAAGGCCAAGAAAAAAAAGAAAAAGAAGCACCGUGAUGGUCAAGAAGAUGAGGAGGAGCGUCGCAAACACAAGCGGCCCAAGCGCUACCACCGCGGCGUGCAGACCAUGUGCUCGGGCCUAGAGUUCCGGGAAGCGCUGAUCAUCAACAACAACAACAACAGCAGCAGCAUUGUUCCCCAGAUCCCAGAAGCCGAUGUGCGCACGCUUCCGGAUCGGCAAGGACCCCAACCCACGGUGCCAGUAAAAGAGGAGCCGAAGGGCGUGCCUGGCCAAUGCUCGACGCCGGUGAAGAAAGAGAACUGUCCCAACGAGGGCAAGCCGGCCCGAGCGGGCGAGCUGCUCAACAGCUUCCCACCGUUCUGCACCAACAGGGAUCAGCUGAUCCGCAAGCAGCAGCAGCAGCAGCACCGCGUGCCGGACACGUCGCCCGAGUUUGCGCGCUUCGUGUACAGCGAGGCACAGCCCAAUGGUGGUGCUAGCGUGCUGCACGCGUACUGGCACGAGCUGGAGCGGCUGUCGCCAGCGGCGCUGGAGAGGUUUGCGCGCGAGUUCACCUCGUUGGCGUUCAAGGAGGAGAAGCAGGGCUGCGCACGCUACGCCAUCGCCAUCGUGCACGGCGCCGCGGCGUACCUGCCCGACUUCCUCGACUACUUUGCCUUCAGCUUCCCGGGCACUUCCGUCAAGGUGGAGGUGCUAGGCAAGAAGGACAUUGAGACGACCACCAUGGAGAGUUUCAGCACGCAGGUGCAGCGGACGUACUGCAACGGCACGUACCGUGCCGGCGCCAUGAGGCAGAUCAGCUUGGUGGGCGUGGUGGACGAGGAGGUGGGCGACUACUUCCCCGAGUUUCUCGACAUGCUGGAGGAGUCGCCCUUCCUCAAGCUGACUCUGCCAUGGGGCAGCAUUUCGAGCCUGCGGUUGGAGUCUCGCAUGGAGAGCGAUGACGGCCCCAUCCUCUGGGUGCGGCCGGGCGAGCAGAUGAUACCUACGGCCGACAUGCCCAAGUCGCCCUGCAAGAAGCGUCGGAGCGAGGUGAAGAACCUGCACUACCUUCCGCGCCUGUCGGAGCCGCGCGAGGUCCUCUUCGAGGACCGGACGCGCGCGCACGCCGACCACAUUGGCCAGGGCUUCGACCGGCAGACAACGGCGGCUGUGGGUGUGCUCAAGGCCGUGCGAUUUGGAGAAAGGGACGACGAGGCACGCGUCACCAAGGACGUGGUGGCAUUCCACGCGGGUGACUUUGUGGAGGUGGUGCAGAGGCUGCAGCUUGACCUGCACGAGCCGCCCAUGUCACAGUGCGUACAGUGGGUGGACGACGCCAAGCUGAACCUGAUGCGACGCGACGGCAUCCGCUAUGCGCGCGUCCAGCUCUGCCACAACGACAUCUACUUCAUCCCUCGCAACGUGGUGCACCAGUUCCGUACCGUGUCGGCCGUGUGCAGCCUGGCGUGGCACGUGCGCCUGCGGCAGUACCACCCCGAGAGCGAGCACGCCAAUGUCGGCGAAUCGGCCAGCGCCGCCGCUGCCGCCGCCAGCAACAGUAACAGCGCGGAGGUCGCCAACUCGAAGGAGGUGAAGACGGAGAGCGUGGGGGAAGCGGCGGAGCCCUCGGAAAAACGCAGGCCCGGCAGCGCCGAGGGUCCGCCCCCCGAGAGCGGCCGCAAGGGGAAGGCGUCGGAGAAGACGCAGCAGCACUCCUCCUCGGGCAACACGCUGCCGGGGAAUUUUGCGCCGGUGCGGAGCUGCGAAUCUGGCUCCAAUGGCUUCAGGCCGGACCCGACGAGCGAGCGCAAGGCUAGUGGCGAGAGGAUGGAAGUGACUUCCGAGGCCGCCGCUUUGGCCACGACGAGUAAGGGCGCCAAGGGGGGGGGAGGGUCGACGGGAGGCCCGUCGGGUGGCGGCGGCAUCGGUGUUGCGUCGCGCCCCCCCGUCGAAGAACCGUCGGUGAACGUGGGCGUGAGCGUCCCCGAGAUGGGCGCGGCCCUCGGCUCGCACGCCGUGCGGGAAACUCUAGCAGAGCAGCAGCCUCAGCCUUCCGUCCUGGCUGCCUGCGACGCUUGAACCCCCACCCCCACCUCGCUCAGCCGUCGGUGCCCGACCGCUACAAUCAUCACUUUAUUUCCUUCUACAGUUUUGUGCACUUGGCGCUGCUGCUUGUGCAAGGUCUCCUGAAGGCCAGAAUUGGUUCCACCACACCUUUUGGUGAGCCAGCAGGGCUGCCUGCUUUUCGCAGUAAUUUGUACAUCAAAGCCUUCCACGUCCUUUUUACACGCUUAAUUUUCCAAAGUACGUCCCUCCGCUGUCCUUUGUGCUGGCCACCGCCUCGUACGAAGGCAUAUUAUGCCCUGUUAAGACACCCGUUUUUGAUGCGAGACUUAAUUUGAACAAUAACAAAAACACGUCUCGUGUCUGGGCGUGCAUGCAAAUCUUCUGCAGGUUCCCCCGGGAUAGUAAAAUGACUUCUGUUUUUCUUUUCUCCAUUUAACAAAAAAAAAAUUCAAUUUGAACAAAAAUUCAAGGGAAAUGUAACAGUUAAGGGGAAGAGCCAGCUGCACCACUGUCCAGUGUAAUUGAACCACGUCAGCCUCCACACAAGCAUCUUCUUCUACCCUGCAAUCGUCCUGGGUAAUAAUGCAACUGUUCUUUCCCUCCUCCGUUUACAUACAGCUCACUUUCCCUCCGUUGUAAUAAUAGUACAAAUCAUAUCUGAUUUCAGUGUGCAGGUGGAUGGGCGAGAGGUGGCAUACCAUCCUCUUUGUAAUAUCCCUGUAUAUGUGGAAUGGAGUGCUGAAGGGGGUUUUUGGAGCAAAAUUGCCCUGCUUGUGUCCACUGUAUUUAUAAGUAUUCUUUUGAAAAGCAGUAGGCUAGUCCUUAAUAUUUGAUGUAUCUUCUGCUUUUUUCAAGUGUAUACAAAAUGAGGGCAUUUUAAUAAUCCUGUUCAUCAGAAGAUUAAAAGGAAAUUGUAAAUGGUAAUUCAACACUUCAUAUCUGUACGUUAACUUAAGUUCCUUGGUUUGUCUUAAUUUUUAUUCCCACUAUUAAUACCGCAAGACUUUUAACAGACCUGCUUGCUGUAGUGUUUUAUUUUUGGUUCUUUUUUUGUAUUUAAUAUUUACUAUAAUGUUAAAUUUAAUGCUUUUAUUAGUAUUGCUUCUGCGUCAGUGCUUGCAAAAAAAGACGUGUGUUGCACAUGAGUGGAAUGACCGCACACUUAAACAUUCGUGUGAGAUUUUGUUGACUAAGCAGAGCCUGUUUUAUUAAAGAUUUUAUUCACAGUCAAUUUUUACUUUCAUUUCAAAUCCACUGGUGCAAGACAGUUGAAAUUUACAAGCAGUCUUGUUUUGUAGCAUAGAGGAUAUCCGUAAACACUAUGAACUUAUAAAUACAGUACAAAAUUAUUCAGUACUUCUGUGUUUUUUAUUAGCCACAAGUAGAGUGACAUCUUAAGGAAAGUCAUAGGCCUUUUAUUACUGUAUUUUUUUUACUUUGAACAUAUUAACAGAUUAUUUUUAAAAAAUAUUAUUUAACAGCUUUGAACGAUUCAGUAUGUACCAAUGCCUAACCUAUCUGUAAUGUUGGCGACAAUGGUAAGAAACCAAAAUCAUUACUUCUGUAAGGUAUUCCACCAGAAUUUAUCGGGAAAACUGUAGAGUAAUACAUGUUUUAUAAUUAAAGAAAAAGCGGAAAAAAAGCCUUUAACCAAAAUGUUUUCAUUAUUUGCUUCAAUGGUAGAAUGGCUUGUGUUAAACAUUUUAAGUCCAUAUUUAGUCUACUAGCCUCUUCCCAUUCAAACCAGCGUCUAGUGCUUUCACUUCCAAACUUUCAUGCGCUACGCUUUAUAAAGCGUUUAAGACUUUGCUGAGUUGAUCUAGGCGGAGAGUGCAUGUAGCGGUCUGUCGGCUCGGGCCGUUGUGCAUGUAAAUAUUUAGUGCACAGUGGCCCAGCCUGUUUUAAUUGAAGGAUAAAAGGAGAAUAUUGCCUGGCUACACCACGAAGCUUUGACUUCCCGGCAGCGUGUGCUAUCACCGAAGGAAAGAGGCUAAUGUAGCUAAAAAAAUAUGCCUUUUAUCACUCGAACCAGCACUCUCAGAUUUUGUUUGACAUUCUUAUAAUUUGUAUAGGAAUUACUCCAGUUUGGGGUGGAGAAAAACUAAAACACCCACAACAAAAAUCAUCUGGGGAAAAAAAAAACCCGGAAGCUGGGGGAGAGGUAGAGGCAUUUGUAAUUGGAG
Molecule: messenger RNA, 4968 nt
Organism: Lethenteron reissneri (Far Eastern brook lamprey)
Lineage: Eukaryota; Metazoa; Chordata; Hyperoartia; Petromyzontiformes; Petromyzontidae
Product: lysine-specific demethylase 9-like
Cellular component (GO): nucleus
Source: RefSeq, a predicted model, not a curated record